AUGAUGGAGAAGAAUUGCGGAGGAGCAGUGCUGGUUUUUUUCCUCUCGUCGCCACUAGGCGAGCAUCCAUGGUCGUCCGACCUGAAGCGAGCGGUCACACCGGCAGACUCGUCAGAGCGAAAAAACUUCGAUGCUCGUACGCGUCCUUUCUGUGACGUCUACCGCAUCAAUGUUUUUACAGUUCGACUGCUAAACCCACAUUAUGUGAACUUCUGGCGAAUCGCUUUGGCACAAUUGAUCGACGAGAACGGAAAUUUCUACACUCUUUCGCAGGAAAAUACUUUCGAAACACGAUUGGAGUUCAAAAAUAAGGGAAUUCUAGAGAGAACGGGUUUCGACUCACCGGCACUGUGA
Haemonchus placei is the source of this 354-nucleotide messenger RNA. Lineage: Eukaryota; Metazoa; Nematoda; Chromadorea; Rhabditida; Trichostrongylidae. The record is from the annotation of a GenBank genome assembly.